Paracoccidioides brasiliensis Pb18 is the source of this 2229-nucleotide messenger RNA. RefSeq lists its product as uncharacterized. The record is from RefSeq and is a predicted model, not a curated record. Bases 1 to 2229 code for a protein of 742 amino acids. The transcript is spliced from 5 exons.
AUGCCUCCUAAACAAAUGUCGCUGGAGGCAGCGCUCGAUGAAGAGCGGCUUGAGAUCCUGAAUAUCCUCGAUGGUCGCCCCUCACGUCCGCAGGAGCCUGCCAGAUCUAGCCAUGCCCCGCCAAUCCGGAGUAUGCUUGAUAUCGCUCCAGACCAUGCUGCACCGAGGCAUAACUCCAUUGCGGGCGUUGGCGUCGGUAUCACAGCAUCCUCCUCCAAUCGACCAGCAGUUCAAGCUCCAGUGCGUAGCUUGCUCGAUCCCGUUUCACCCUCGCCUCUACGGUUAACCCAGAGUGCUGAUGCUUCCCCGCCUCACCAUGACGUAUCCCCCACCUCUCCCAUAUCAACCAGAUCAGCCAAGUCUCCAAGGUCCCCCUUGUCACCAAAAACAUCACCCACAUACGAGGAUGCUUAUCGUUGUUUUUCAGAAACCUCCUCUAGCUCGUUACCCGUAAGGAAGAAACAGGACCUCGACGGGUAUCAGUUCGAAAUGUUGCCAAGUAUCCCCAGCCAAGCCUUGCCAAAACGAGUGACACAAGGCGGGAAGAAGUCCUCGAAUCACAGCAGCAAUGCCCCCCACGUCAGUUCCAUGGUAGCUGUCAUGUCUGGACAGGACUUGGGUGGACUGCCUGGUUUCACAAGGGGCCGGGACACAAUCCAACACGGAGGAGGCAUGGGCGUGACUGGUCGUCAUUCGAAAUCCCCAGGUGGUCGCUCACGAUCUCCAGGUGCAGGUCUACUUCUCAAUACAAAUUCCUUCAACCCAAUGCCCACUCCGGGGAAAUAUGUCACGGACACGGGAAAGGUUAUUAAUCUGGAUCAUGCGUACCGACGACUGUCGAACGCAGCGUUGUCGAGGGCCGGUGGAACUUUGGCCAGAUUCCAAAAACCGUCUACGAGUUGUGAGAGGGGGGAGGAUGAGGUAUCGGAAUCUGGGGACCCACGACUUGAAAAGGAUUACUAUUCGGGUGACGACGGGAUCAGUGACGACGAUAGCAGCGAUGAUAAUGACGAUUCAAGUUCGGGGGAUGAUGAUUGGACUUCUGAAAUACAACGGGGGCGAAGGCGUAGUCGUAAGAAAUCAGACUCUGAAGGUGCUUCGGAUGAGAAUGGAGUUGGUGAGAGUGGUGGACAGCAGAAAGUGCGCAGUCUUCUUGCUGCCGCUGAGGAAGAACGAAAAACCGUCUCAGCUACAUAUAAAGUAAAAUCACUCCUCGACCCCAUUCCCUCUGCAGCAGAAAAGCUUCCAUUGAAAAAAUCGGGCGUCCACCCCGCCACCAGCUUCGACUGCACAGCAUCAAUCCCCAACACUCCCGCCGCCUCAGAUGACGAGGCUCAAAUCUACGACUUCAAAAAGGCACAGAAUCUAAGCAUCUACAUGUCUCCCAUCGACCAGUCCGUACCCAAUCGUGUCAUCCGAACCAUCGUGCGUGGAGAGUUCACGCGCGUCCAAGAGGAAGUUGAGCAGGCGGAACAAAGGAGCAAUGGACGGAUUAGGUUGCGCACGUACCUUGUUGCGACAGAUUUGAGUGACGAGAGUGUUUAUGCGUUGGAGUGGACUAUUGGGACCAUUUUGAGGGAUGGGGAUACGCUGUUUGCUGUCUAUGCGAUCGACGAGGAAGGGGCUGCAGGUGGGGCUGAGAAGGGGAAGGGAGGAGGAAGCGGGGAAAGUGAUUCGUUAAAUGGGGUGGGAAUUGCGGAUGGGGUUAAGGCCAUGCUAGAUGUGAUGAUGGUGGUGGGGUCGCAGACGGAGAGGACGGGGGAAAAUGCUUCUAUUACUGCGAGAGGAGGAGGUGGUGGUGGUGGUGGUGGGGCUGGGACAGAUAGCAAAAGUGGCUCAACUGAUUCACGGGCUAUGUCGAAGGCGGAGAUGGAGAGGUUGCAUGCUGUCGAGGGGAUAUCGCAGACUGUUGUGAGGUUGUUGAGGAAGACGAGGUUACAGGUUCGGGUUGCUGUGGAGGUUAUUCAUUGUAAGAGUCCGAAGCAUUUGAUUACUGAUGCGAUUGACGGGUUGGAACCUACGUUGGUUAUUUUGGGAUCGAGAGGGCGGAGCGCGCUCAAAGGCGUGCUCCUCGGCUCAUUCUCCAAUUAUCUUGUCGCCAAGUCCUCCGUGCCAGUGAUGGUGGCACGUAAGAAACUGAGGAAACAUACCAAGUUUAAGACGACAAACAUGCGCCUGUCGAAUAAUCUUACCACACCGAAGAAGUUGGCGUAUGCGAAGAUUGAUUGA